AUGUCAAAGUUGCAGUUGUUAUUAACUGAUCCAUUCACAGUGCAGAUUGUUAUUGCAAAGUAUUUGUUGCCUUGGACCAACACCAGCCUCUCGACAACAUUGAACGAUGAUCCAACUUCGAAUAAUGGCCAAACGUUGGCACAGUCAGUCGCAGCUGGUGCUCCCCCUCCAGCACAACCGCCAAUCGAAACCACGGGUCGUGGUCUGCUGACACUCGAGAACGCCGGGGCUCUACAAAUGGGCUUCUGGGUGCCCAAUCGUGUCUAUGCGCAUGUCAAGUUCCUUGCACCGCUUCGAACGCAAGUAUCCAAGCUAUAUGAAUCGAAGCAACUCAAGGAUUUACACCCAGUGGUGGCAGAUUUCAAGGAAUGGGUCACAUCUCAUAGUGUGUACCGUAUGUGGGUUCGCGCAAUGGUUGAGCAAGCCAACACAUUUAUUGCGACGCUGGACAGAGUCACCAAGGAUCAGAUCAAGAAAGAUGGCGAUACUCUCUGGAUUUCCAAUUAUGACGAAAUCUUUAACAUUAUGAACGCGAUUAUUCAGACAUCUCCCGCGUUCAACAAUACCGUCCAGGUUGGCUGCCCAAUGAGUGGUUUCUUGGCAGUCGGUAUGGGUACACAAGCCGGAGUUGCCCUGUUCCACGACGCAACCUUCAACGGCCAAUUCCAAAAGGUACUCAAUGCUUGGAAUGCCUUUCUGAAGAGUCCCAAAUCCCUUGACAAGCUAGACAUUACCAACCCUGAAAAGCCGGGAUCAUGGAUUUCCAAGGAGGCAUUCAAAGCAGGCGUUUGGGACGAUAUCCAAUAUGACCCUACACAACCGGGCUACGGCUUCGAUUCUUGGAACUCUUUCUUUACGCGCCCAUUCGCUCCUGGUGUCCGCUCAUUCGACGGUAAUGGGACAAACGUUGUAAAUGUUGGCUGUGAGACGACUCCGUGGGCGUAUGUGCAAAGCGCCGAUCAAGAAUGCAACUUUUGGAUCAAGGAUGGCCAAUAUUCCCUCAUUGACCUCUUUGCCAGCAAGAGCGAUAUUGCCAGUCUCUUUGUCGGUGGGCCAGUCUAUCAGGGCUUCUUGUCAGCCGUACACUACCACCGUUGGCACUGUCCCAUUGAUGGUCAGCUGGUCCUCUCUUGGGUUGAGCCCGGUACAUACUUUGCCCAGAGGCCCAACCAGGGCCAAAAUCCGGGACUAUGGGAAGGUAUGGGGUCUCAGACGUACAUUCCCCACGUCGCGACGCGUGCCAUAUUCAUCUUCAAGCACCCAAAGUGCGGCCAUGUUGCCAUGGUCUGCAUCGGCAUGGUCGAGGUAUCGACCUGUAUCAUUGAAAAGGACUGGAUUGUGAAGCCAGGUGACGACCCUAAACCCAUUAGCAGAGGGACUGAGAUUGGUCACUUUGAGUUCGGUGGAUCUACGCACAUGUUGUUGUUUGAGAAGGAUAAAGUGACGCUUGAAGACUGGGCAAAGGGGCCGCCAUCUGUCGACGUAGUGCGCAUGGGCUCUGUAAUCGCAAGUGCACUGGGCUCGAACUAA
Molecule: messenger RNA, 1530 nt
Organism: Pestalotiopsis fici W106-1
Lineage: Eukaryota; Fungi; Ascomycota; Sordariomycetes; Amphisphaeriales; Sporocadaceae
Exons: 1
Coding region: 1-1530 (509 amino acids)
Biological process (GO): phosphatidylethanolamine biosynthetic process
Cellular component (GO): mitochondrion
Molecular function (GO): phosphatidylserine decarboxylase activity
Source: RefSeq, a predicted model, not a curated record